AUGUUCCAAUUACAAGGUCCACAAAUGCUGCAGAUGCUGGAGAAUUCUUUGAGGAAGUUCCUCCCUGAGUCCAUAAAGGUGUAUGGGACCGUCUUCCACAUGAACCAAGGAAACCCAUUCAAGUUAAAGGUCCUGGUGGACAAGUGGCCUGAUUUUAACACAGUGGUUGUCCGCCCCCAGGAGCAGGAGAUGGUAGACGAUUUUGAUCACUACACCAAUACUUACCAACUCUACUCCAAGGACCUCAAGAACUGCCAGGAAUUGCUUGGUUCAUCAGAAGUCAUCAAUUGGAAACAGCAUUUGCAGAUCCAAAGUUCACAGUCCAGCCUGAAUGAAGUGAUACAAAAUCUCACAGCCACGAAAUCCUUCAAGGCCGAACAGACACAGUGCUUUCUCUACGUAAUGCCUGACACCGUGAAGAGACUGUUUCCUUCCCCAGUGGAUGUGGAGAACUUGCCUCCCGGUGGUGGCAAACCCAAGGCCAUCAAUCAAGAAAUGCUCAAACUCUCAUCCCUGGAUGUCACCCACGCUGCCCUGGUGAAUAAAUUCUGGCAUUUCGGCGGCAACGAGAGGAGCCAGAGAUUCAUCGAGCGCUGUAUCCAGACCUUCCCCACCUUCUGUCUGCUGGGGCCCGAGGGGACCCCUGUGUGCUGGGACCUGAUGGACCAGACAGGAGAGCUGCGGAUGGCUGGCACCGUGCCUGAGUACCGGAAACGGGGCCUCAUCUCCUAUCUCAUCUAUUGCCAGACCCAGGCUCUGAGCAAACUCGGCUUCCCCAUGUAUUCUCACACAGAUAAGAACAACAAAAUCAUGCAGAAAAUGAGUCACAAUCUGCAUCACAUCCGCAUGCCCUGUACCUGGAAUCAGUGGCACUGUGAGCCUCUGUGA
Molecule: messenger RNA, 888 nt
Organism: Molossus molossus (Pallas's mastiff bat)
Lineage: Eukaryota; Metazoa; Chordata; Mammalia; Chiroptera; Molossidae
Product: glycine N-phenylacetyltransferase-like
Exons: 5
Coding region: 1-888 (295 amino acids)
Cellular component (GO): mitochondrion
Molecular function (GO): glycine N-acyltransferase activity
Source: RefSeq, a predicted model, not a curated record